GACACAUCUACCAAUGGCUUGAUGUAGGUAUUAUUCUGUCGCAGAAGAGAAAGUACCAGAGUCUCAGUGAAACCCACUAGAGCAUAGGUACUGAGCACCUUUGACAAGAAUACUGGUACAAGGAUACCUUACGUGACCUUGGAAUCUUGUCCUACGUACUACAAAGACUCUGCGAGGAGCAACUCUGCUCGAACGAAGAGGGUGCACCUGUAUUACUCUACAGCAUGAAGCUUCCACUCUCGAGCAGACAACGAGAUCUCGCAAUCUUCUCUUCGAUCCUACGACUCUCCCAGCCAACAUGCGCGAACUGUACCCGUCCACUACACCGACUGAGUGACAGCAAUCAACAAUCUUCCUCACAUCGACGACCUUUCUCCGUCCUCAACCGCCCUCCGCCAAACUACCCCGGCCAUGUACCGCUCACGUCCGUGGAGCGUAUUGGCCUAGCAGUCGGUAGCGCAAUCACAUCGCUGAUAGAUCCCUACCGCCAUGAUAUGGUGGCGGCACUGGGUGAGGCGACAGCGCAGCCGUUCUUCAUCUCCUGGUUACGGAAGAGAAUGCUUUCUGAUCCUACAGGCAGAAGAAUACUGAGAGACCGGCCGAGAAUUACAUCCAAGAGCAUGCCAUUGGAGAUGCUACGAAAGCUGCCGGAGAACAGCGUGGGAAGAGCAUACGCAGCCUGGCUAGAUCGCGAAGGAGUCACGCCAGACACUCGAGAUGCAGUCCGCUACAUUGACGACGAAGAAGAGGCGUACGUGAUGCAGCGGUAUCGCGAGUGCCAUGAUUUCUAUCACGCCGUAACGGGCCUACCCGUCUGGGUCGAAGGAGAACUCGGGCUGAAGGCGUUCGAAUUCGCAAAUACUGGCCUGCCGAUGACCGGGCUCAGCCUGGCCGCCAUAGUGCGCCUCAAGCCUGCCGAGCGCCAGCGAAUGUUCCAGAUCUUCCUGCCAUGGGCAUUUUCGAACGGUUGGCGCAGUAAGGAUCUAAUCAGCGUAUACUGGGAGGAAGAGCUGGAAACAGACGUUGCUGACUUGCGCAAGAGGCUUGGGGUCGAGCAGCCGCCGGAUCUAAGGACCAUCCGAAAGAAGUUGAGGGACGAACGGAGAGCUGCUAAGGCUGCGAAGGUGCCUGCCACAAAUAGUGCUCCUGCUCCUGCUCCUGCAAAAGCCAAUUGAAAUUCACAUAGAUAAUCCUGAAACUUGAUUCAAGGCAUCGGCUCUGCAGAAUCAUUCUUUCUUUGGUUCUGGCUUUUUUGGCACAUGAACAGCUCAGCGUAGCAUGGUCCAUGGAAUUUACCCUCAUGGUCAAUCAUGCCGUGGCCCAUCACAUUGUGUUUGUCUGUUUUCUCG
Messenger RNA from Exophiala xenobiotica, 1349 nucleotides. RefSeq names its product ubiquinone biosynthesis protein COQ4, mitochondrial. The transcript is spliced from 2 exons. The record is from RefSeq and is a predicted model, not a curated record. The coding region runs from base 225 to 1175 and encodes 316 amino acids. NCBI's taxonomy places the organism in Eukaryota, Fungi, Ascomycota, Eurotiomycetes, Chaetothyriales, Herpotrichiellaceae. Gene Ontology annotation, cellular component: mitochondrion; mitochondrial inner membrane. Gene Ontology annotation, biological process: ubiquinone biosynthetic process.